Molecule: messenger RNA, 1467 nt
Organism: Fragaria vesca subsp. vesca
Lineage: Eukaryota; Viridiplantae; Streptophyta; Magnoliopsida; Rosales; Rosaceae
Exons: 2
Coding region: 34-996 (320 amino acids)
Source: RefSeq, a predicted model, not a curated record
ACCCACUUUUCGAUACCCAUUUCCGAUCUAGAAAUGGCCAAUGCUUGGAAACGAGAGAAACCCAUCAGACCCAUCUUCCUUCUCUGCUCCGCCGCUCUCUUCCUCCUCUUCUUCUUCUUCAUCUUCCUCACCCUCCAAAACCCUAGCUCCUCCCUAAACCCUAACCCCAUUGUUCUGAGCUCAUUCCGCGGCCCAAUCCAGCCCUUCAAUUGCGAUCUAUGCCCCCAAUCCCACCCGGUCAUUGCCAACGUCGUCGAGGGCCUCAAGUACCCAUUCCUAUACUCCCUCGCCGAUUUGGGGAACUUGCCGGAAAAGCCCCACAAGAACAUCGUGAGAAUGCUGAAGGGGAAGCCUUUCCGGCGACCCGAUAUCUCGGAGACGAUUCAGGAGGUUUUGGGGAGGUUGAGGAGUGAAGGGAAUAAGGGGAAUGGGGUUGUGGUGGACGUUGGGGGCAAUGUGGGCAUUGCCAGCUUUGCUGCUGCGGUGAUGGGUUUUCGGGUUUAUGCUUUCGAGCCGGUUUUGGAGAAUCUGCAGAGGAUUUGUGAUGGGAUUUACUUGAAUCGUGUUAGGGAUAUGGUCACUGUGUUUGAGGCUGCUGCGUCGGACCGCCUUGGGAACAUUACCUUCCAUAAGUUGGUUGGUCGUCUGGAUAACAGUGCUGUUUCAGCCACUGGUGCAAAGUUGGCUUUUAAGUCUAAUGAGGAGAUAGCAGUUCAAGUAAGGACCGUCCCUCUCGAUGAUGUAAUUCCAGAAUCUGAACCUGUUCUUCUGCUCAAAAUUGAUGUUCAAGGCUGGGAAUAUCAUGUGCUGAAAGGAGCUAAGAAGUUACUUUCAAGAGCUGCAAGUGAAGCACCAUAUCUCAUUUAUGAGGAAGACGAGCGUUUGUUGGAAGCCAGUAAUACCACUAAAGUAGAGAUCCGAAAGUUCCUUUCUAGUGUGGGUUACCGUCACUGCACGCAGCAUGGCACAGAUGCACACUGCACCAAGGAGGGUUAACACAUUAUAUCGUAUCUCGAGUUUGCUACAAGAAACGGAUCCAAAUGAUAGUUAAAACUAUUCUGUGACAGAUUACUCAAACAUGAUUCUCUCAGAUAAGUUAUUCAAUGGUCUUUCAGAUAUCACGAUACCAACAUGAGAAACUGCAUUCAAAAUGGUGGAAAUCUGUAAUAUAUCUAACUCCAUGUCUGGUAGUUGGAGACCAGUGUUUAACUGGUAUGUGGAAAGACAUUGUAAGGUGUACUGGUGCAAAAGAAGCUGUUUGUUGAGAUUCACCAGAUUCCUUGUGGCCGGCUUCUCGCUAGUUUUUGGUUUCAUAUCUAGGAGGUGCCUCUGAGGCUAUUCACUGUAAAAUUCUGUUUUUUUGUUGCUUGUUCUUACUGAUGUGUUAUUGAGGAUGUUGACGUCACUAUCUGUAACAGCUGCAAGCAGACACAAUAAAAUUCCUCCCUUUCAUAGUGUUUUCCUUUU